This is a messenger RNA of Rangifer tarandus platyrhynchus (Svalbard reindeer), 432 nucleotides long. The record is from the annotation of a GenBank genome assembly. Lineage: Eukaryota; Metazoa; Chordata; Mammalia; Artiodactyla; Cervidae.
AUGGGCUUUCCUGAAGCUGCCAGUUCUUUUAGAACUCAUCAAAUUGAGGCUGCUCCAACCAGCUCUGCUGUUGAUGGAUUUAAGGCAAAUCUUGUCUUUAAGGAGAUUGAGAAGAAGCUUGAAGAUGAAGGAGAGCAGUUUGUGAAGAAAAUUGGUGGUAUUUUUGCCUUCAAGGUGAAGGAUGGCCCUGGGGGUAAAGAAGCCACCUGGGUGGUGGACGUGAAGAACGGCAAAGGAUCAGUGCUGCCUAACUCAGAUAAGAAGGCUGACUGCACAAUCACAAUGGCUGACUCGGACUUACUGGCUUUGAUGACUGGUAAAAUGAAUCCUCAGACGGCCUUCUUUCAAGGCAAAUUGAAAAUCAACGGCAAUAUGGGUCUGGCUAUGAAGUUACAAAAUCUUCAGCUUCAGCCUGGCAAAGCUAAGCUGUGA